Choloepus didactylus (southern two-toed sloth) is the source of this 7689-nucleotide messenger RNA. It is a transcript of the gene GRIN3A, whose product is annotated as glutamate ionotropic receptor NMDA type subunit 3A. Gene Ontology annotation, biological process: synaptic transmission, glutamatergic; monoatomic ion transport; modulation of chemical synaptic transmission. The transcript is spliced from 9 exons. NCBI's taxonomy places the organism in Eukaryota, Metazoa, Chordata, Mammalia, Pilosa, Megalonychidae. The coding region runs from base 552 to 3899 and encodes 1115 amino acids. Gene Ontology annotation, cellular component: postsynaptic membrane; plasma membrane. Gene Ontology annotation, molecular function: NMDA glutamate receptor activity; transmitter-gated monoatomic ion channel activity involved in regulation of postsynaptic membrane potential. The record is from RefSeq and is a predicted model, not a curated record.
CGACGGCGGAGCAGGGCGCAUUCGGCUGCUGCUUUCCCGCACCCCGGGCGUGAACGCCCUCUCCGACGCGGCCGCGAGGAAAUAAGCGGGUUUCGUCUAGGCGGAAAAGGAAGGGAAGAGGAUCCCAAGUGAGCGCGUUGUCUCCUCCGUCGCCGCUGCCCCUUUGGAACUCCGGCUGCUCCUCAGUCCAGCCGCGCCCCAGCCCCCGGGCCGGACGCAGUGCCCGAGGCGCCCUGCAGAUGGGGCGGGCAGGGGACAGGCGCCCACGCCGCGGGUGACAGGCGCCGGCCUGCCCGCCUGCCCGACUCCGCGCAGGAACCGGGCGGGCAGAGGAUGCGAGGCGGAGGGACCUCGAAGCGGGAUCGGAGACUGCCCAGGGCGCGCUAAGGCUCCCACUUGGAUGGCCGGGAGAGCGCUCCAGGUCUUGGGACCACUUCUCGGCUCCAAGUGAGCUGCGCGCGGGACCUGGGGGCGGAGACCCCCAGGCGGCGGCUGCCGAGGGGCAAGCCGGGCGCAGGAGGGGGCGCGCUUUCUCCCUGCGGGUCUCAGUAAUGAGGAGACUGAGUUUGUGGUGGCUGCUGAGCAGAGUCUGUCUGCUGCUGCCGCCACCUUGCGCACUGGUGCUGGCCGGGGUGCCCGGCUCCUCCUCACACCCGCAGCCCUGCCAGAUCCUCAAGCGCAUCGGGCACGCGGUGAGGGUGGGCGCGGUGCACCUGCAGCCCUGGACCCCGGGCCCUCGCGCGGGCAGCCGCGCUCCGGACCGCAGGCGGGCAAGCGCCCAGCGGGAUGAGCCGGGACCAGGGACUCGGCGGCCCCCGGCGCCGUCGCCGGGCGCACGCUGGUUGGGGAGCGCCCUGCAUGGCCGCGGGCUGCCGGGCGCCGGGAAGACUGGGGAGGGCGAUGGGGCCGAGACCCUUUGGCCUCGCGACGCCCUCCUCUUCGCGGUGGACAACCUGAACCGCAUGGACGGGCUGCUGCCCUACAACCUGUCUUUGGAAGUAGUGAUGGCCAUCGAGGCGGGCCUGGGAGAUCUGCCGCUCUUGCCCUUCUCCUCCCCUAGCUCGCCGUGGAGCAGUGACCCAUUCUCCUUUCUGCAGAGCGUGUGCCACACCGUGGUGGUGCAAGGAGUAUCGGCGCUGCUCGCCUUCCCCCAGAGCCAGGGGGAGAUGCUGGAGCUGGACUUGGUCAGCUCCGUUCUGCACAUUCCAGUGAUCAGCAUCGUGCGCCGCGAGUUUCCGCGGGAGAGUCAGAAUCCCCUUCACCUCCAACUGAGUUUAGAAAAUUCAUUGAGUUCUGAUGCUGAUGUCACUGCCUCAAUCCUGACCAUGAACAGCUGGUAUAAUUUUAGCUUGUUGCUGUGCCAGGAAGACUGGAACAUCACCAACUUCCUCCUCCUCACCCACAAGAAUUCCAAGUUCCACCUCAGGUCCAUCGUCAACAUCACCACCAACCUCUCCUCCUCCGAGAACCUCCCGAGCUCCCUGCAGGUCCAGCUUGAGAACAUUAAGAACACCACCUCCACAGUGGUGAUGUUUGGCUGCAACAUGGAUAGCAUCCGGCGGGUUUUUGAAAUCACCACCCGGUUUGGAGUAACGUCCUCCGAGCUUCGAUGGGUGCUGGGGGAUUCCCAGAAUGUGGAGGAAUUGAGGACAGAAGGUCUGCCCUUAGGGCUCAUUGCUCACGGGAAAACGACACAGCCCGCCUUCGAAUACUACGUCCAAGAUGCGAUGGAGCUGGUCGCCAGGGCUGUAGCCACAGCCACCAUGAUCCAGCCAGAACUUGCUCUCAUUCCCAGCACGAUGAACUGCCUGGAUGUGGAGGCUACAAAUCUCACUUCGGGGCAGUAUUUGUCAAGGUUUCUAGCCAACACCACUUUCAGAGGUCUCAGUGGUUCCAUCAAAGUGAAAGGUUCCACCAUCAUCAGCUCAGAAAACAACUUUUUCAUUUGGAAUCUGCAACAUGACCCCGUGGGAAAGCCAAUGUGGACUCGCUUGGGCAGCUGGCAGGGAGGAAAGAUUGUCAUGGACUAUGGGAUAUGGCCAGAGCAGCCGCAGAGGCACAAAACCCACUUCCAAUACCCAAGUAAGCUACACUUGCGAGUGGUUACCCUAAUUGAGCAUCCCUUUGUCUUCACGCGGGAGGUAGAUGAUGAAGGCUUGUGCCCUGCUGGCCAACUCUGUCUAGACCCCAUGACGAAUGACUCCUCCAUAUUGGAUGACCUUUUUAACAACCUGCAUAGCAGUAAUGAUACAGUGCCCAUCAAAUUCAAGAAGUGUUGCUAUGGAUAUUGCAUUGAUCUGCUGGAAAAGCUAGCAGAAGACAUGAACUUUGACUUUGACCUCUAUAUUGUUGGGGAUGGAAAGUAUGGAGCCUGGAAAAAUGGGCACUGGACUGGGCUGGUGGGUGAUCUCCUGAGUGGGACAGCCCACAUGGCAGUUACGUCCUUCAGCAUCAACACUGCACGAAGCCAGGUGAUAGACUUCACCAGUCCUUUCUUCUCCACCAGCUUGGGCAUCUUAGUGAGGACCCAAGACACAGCAGCUCCCAUUGGAGCCUUCAUGUGGCCACUUCACUGGACAAUGUGGUUGGGGAUUUUUGUGGCUCUGCACAUCACUGCCAUCUUCCUCACUCUGUACGAAUGGAAGAGCCCCUUUGGUAUGACUCCCAAGGGACGGAAUAGAAGUAAAGUCUUCUCCUUCUCUUCAGCCUUGAACAUCUGUUACGCUCUUUUGUUUGGUAGAACGGUAGCCAUCAAACCUCCAAAAUGCUGGACUGGAAGGUUUCUAAUGAACCUUUGGGCCAUUUUCUGUAUGUUUUGCCUUUCUACAUACACUGCAAACUUAGCUGCUGUCAUGGUAGGUGAGAAGAUCUAUGAAGAGCUUUCUGGAAUACAUGACCCUAAGCUCCAUCAUCCCUCCCAAGGCUUCCGCUUUGGAACUGUCCGCGAAAGCAGUGCUGAAGAUUAUGUGAGGCAAAGCUUCCCAGAGAUGCACGAGUAUAUGAGAAGGUACAAUGUGCCAACCACCCCCAACGGAGUGAAGAAUCUAAAGAAUGAUCCGGAGAAGCUAGAUGCCUUCAUCAUGGACAAAGCCCUUCUGGAUUAUGAAGUGUCAAUAGAUGCUGACUGCACACUUCUCACCGUGGGGAAGCCAUUUGCCAUAGAAGGAUAUGGCAUUGGUCUCCCACCCAACUCUCCUCUGACCUCCAACAUAUCGGAGCUAAUCAGUCAAUACAAAUCCCAUGGGUUUAUGGAUGUACUGCAUGACAAGUGGUACAAGGUGGUUCCCUGUGGCAAGAGAAGUUUCGCUGUCACUGAGACUUUGCAGAUGGGCAUCAAGCACUUCUCCGGACUCUUCGUGCUGCUGUGCAUCGGGUUUGGCUUGUCCAUCUUGACAGCCAUUGGCGAGCACAUCGUGUACAGGCUGCUGCUGCCACGGAUCAAAAACAAAUCCAAGCUGAAAUACUGGCUUCACACCAGCCAGAGAUUACACAGAGCACUAAACACGUCAUUUGUAGAGGAAAAGCAACAGUGUUUUAAGACUAGACGUGUGGAGAAAAGGUUCAGCGUGGGCCCGCGCCAGCUCGCCGUGUGGAACACCUCCGAUCCGGGUCAGGACAAUCGGCAGAAGUGCAUCCCGAGUGACGAGGGAGGGCACAACCAGCUGGGCACCGGGACCCUCCAGGACGCCCCUCUCCCACCAAGGAGAAGGGAGCUCCCCGCCUCCCUGGCCACCAACGGGAAGGCAGACCCCCUAAACGUGGCUCGGAACUCGGUGAUGCAGGAGCUCUCGGAGCUCGAGAAGCAGAUUCAGGUGAUCCGUCAGGAGCUGCAACUGGCUGUGAGCAGGAAGACGGAGCUGGAAGAGUAUCAGAGGACAAACCGGACUCGCGAGUCCUAGGGGGGUUUGCUGCUCCCCUUUCCCAGCUCCUGGCAUCCUCGGAGCCCUGGAGACACUUGGGGGCCGGGUCACCUUGGAGGUCGGGUGGGAAGCAGCAGCAGCUCUUCCCAGGCCCCCUCUCUCCGUCUCCAAAGGGAGAGUCUCUUUCAAAGCAGGAAUCUCACCUGUCAGAGGUCCCCUCGGCUUAACGGAUCUCUGAAGACCCAGGCACCCCCGGCUCCUGUGAACCUUUCCAGCAGGUGCCACAGUAAUAUUUCUCAUUUUUAGCCCUUUCUCUGCACUGUCAACAACAGGGAGAGAGAGAAAAAAAUCACCAUUCAUACCUGUCUCUUACCGGGCUGCUGGUUUUAAUCUCAGUAUAGAACAGGAUUAUGCAGGGCUAUAGCUGUUGCUACCACUCCCCAGUGUAGAUCAGUUGCUACAUCCUGAAUGGGGGCGGGGGGCAGGGGAAGAGCUGGAGAAACUGAGGAUGGGGUCCCACGGGACUUAUAAAGUUAACUGAGCUCCAGAGUGUCAGGGCGGGCCCAGGGUGGCAUGGGUGGUAUCCGUGCCCCCGUUCUGAUUAACACUUAGCAGGAAUGUGAUUGCACGCCCCUGGGAAAUGGGACAUGUGCAUGGUGAGCUAGAACAGGAUUUGUAGCAGAAGAAUUAAAAAGGUACCCCGUGUUGUGCUUUUAGAACAAAAGCUCAGGGCUGGAAAGGCAAUUUGGCUAAGGCAUGAAUAGCGUUGCACUUCUGCUCUAACUCACCAUCUCCACCGGAGCAUGUGCCUUUUGUAAAGGAAAAAAAAAAAAAGGGAGAAAAAGAAAAGCAAGAUUUGGCCUUAGGAUGAAACUGGAGUAGCAGUGCUAAUUGCCUACAGCAGCCUAUGCGAGCAGGCACUGUGGGUUCGGCAGAAAUGUUGGACAAACCAUAUUAUUAGGCCAUUUCAAAUCAACAGUCACCUAACUCAGCCGUGGGAACCCAAAGGUGAAUCUUGAGCCUGUGAACAUCACUCGCUUCAACGUUCAGGAAUCUGCCCUGUGCGCUUCAUGUCUUAUUGGUAAUUUCCUAAUCAAAAUCCCACCCUUGUCCCAUUCCUCACUGGGGAGCUGUGAACAGGUGUUGUCCCUCUGAUUAUUCUCCAGGCCCCAUCUAAUGCCCCCCAAAACUGAUGUAAGUGACCUAGCUCCCCCUCUGCCUAGGUGCCCCCUUCCCACUGCACAACUGCUGGGACAGGCAGAAAGGGAAAGGAAUACGGGGACCCCAGGCCUUCAGUUUCCAAAUGUUAGUAGAGAUCGCUUAGGAAGCACACCAACACACUGACUGCGAGGCCCUUCCCCAGAGAUUACAGGGUGGGAUCUGGGGGUGGGCACAGAAACUGUUAACCAACACUCCCAGGUGACUGGCACAUGCUCUGGAAGUUUGAUCAUUUUGAGAGUUUUAACUCCUGCACACACCUGCUAAUGCACCUUCCAUCCCACCAAGCCCCCAGCCCUGGACACCAUUUAGGCCUAGACUUCCUUGUUUAUCAGUUACUUGCUUUAUCUUUUCAGUACUCAUUGCUCCACCCCAAUCUAUUCCAGCACCUACAGUGAGCUCCAGUGCUGCACCCAGCGCGGUGCUCUGUGAUGGAGCCUCCAUCACAAAAUUUUUCCCCCUACCCUUGGAUACAAUGCCUGCACCCAGAGCUACCCAGUCUGGCAGAGAAAGAUAGCAUGUUAAGCUGUAAUGAGAGAAUGCCUUAGCAAUUCUUUAAUGCUCUGAGAAAAACUCAAGGUGAGGUAGGAGCCAGGUUCUGAAAAGGGUGGUGGGAGGGCUCUAAAGUUAGACUUCAUCAAGCUCACAGAUGAAACUGUUCAACGAGGGACCAGGUGAGCCCUGGAAAGAGAAAGGGACAAUUCUGCUUUGAAACCCCCUAACUCCCCCACGUUCUCCCUCCAGACCCAGAAGCAGGUUUGCAACUGCUUUUGAAAGAGGAUGCCUCUUAGCCACCCGCACCCAUCGGCAACUGCUAAGGAUGCUGUAGAGACUCUCCCAUCACACCCUGCAACCCCUGAGCCCGAAGGCUGAUACUGUACAGGUGUACCUCAAUUCUCAUAGCAGCCAUGCUCCUGCCAAGUUGGACAUGGGCAUUUUUAUAACUUGAAUCAUAUUCCGACUGUAUGUGAGAAGCAGGCUAUUUAAAGGAACCCAGAGUGAAUUCUUUUGUAAAGAAUCCUUUUGUAAUGCAAUUAAUUAUCCCUUCACAUAUCUGUUUUGUAAGUUUGGACUUUUGUAUAUUGGGUUUUCCUUCAGCUUCUCUACAAGGCAUUCUGAGCAGUGGUGAUCACUUGUCAGAGCACCCCUUUGCCUGUCCCCAAAGCACAUGGGCCAGGCACGGUCGCUCCAGGAUCUUCUGAGGAGAUGCUUGGCCAGAAUUGUGGCCAGGAUGCAUCAAGCAGCAGCAGAGGCUGAAAGCAGACUUCCUGCCAUCCACACUGCUUGAAAUGCCUCCAAGUUUUGGGUAAAAGAAAAAACAAACCGUAAUUGCUUGUGGUGAAAUGAUGCAGUCUUCAUGUGAAGUAGAAAUGGUUAUUUUUCUCGGUUGUGACUGAACAGUGUUUUGCAAUUUGUGAAACAGUGUGUUGUGUCUGUAAAAAGAUUUCAUUGAAUGGUGGUCCAUUGAAAACCUCCUUUCUGUUCUGCUCCCACAUCUACUCUCUUAACUCCCCUUAGGCUCAAAAAACACCAAGAUCAGUAGCCUUCAGGUGGAGCGUGGUCUUUUGGUAAAGAAGGAAGAGAUAAGGGAUGCUACCUUGCCUUCUCUUGAGGGUUCCUAUUUCUUAAGAUCAGGAAGGCCUCGAUUCUUUGAUUCUUUUCCAAGCUCUCAUGCUGGGAAACCUGGAACGUGACAAACCUGAGUGUGUCACACACCCCGGCCUCCUGUUCUCGGCGAGUUGGAACAGAUCAGGCUACUUGGUUCCUGUAAAUAACCAUGAUGAGGGCCCCAGGGAGGGUAUACCUCAAGGGAGAGGAGAAAGGGGAGUCCUCAGACAAUUGAAGACAAGUUGGAAGAAUGACAUAGGACAGACAAGGGAGGCAGCCACAAGGACCCAAGCAGUUGGGGUCUGUGAUGUGCCUGGAGGUGCCUCUCCACUGUCCACCGUCCACAGAUCUUACUGUUGCGCAAACCCUGUAAAGGAGCUGUUGCUUCUGUUGUAACCAGAGAGAUGGUGAGUGGAGCAAUGGCCCAGCAAAACAGAGCUCUGUCAUCUUGGUAAUAGACUUCUCAGCAUUGGUGCUGGGACUACGAGAGCCUUGGAGAGAGUAAGCACUUCCUUGGUGGGGAUAAAGAAUGAAAGGGAAAGAACCUACUUUAGAGCCUCUCUUUCUCCCAAUUCACACUUUUUCAUAAGCAAAGCAGAAAAUCCAACCAGCCUUUGGAAGAAGUUGCUUUCUGGUCAUGAAAACCACUUCACUGUCUGCACUGUUUAGUUAUUCCUUUCUCCACCCACCUAAACCAUCCAUCGAAUCUGAGAUUCCCUCGCUGUUAUUUUUUAGUUUAGUUACCAAUCGUUUAAUGAAAGUAACUUAUUUAGAAGUAUUUUCUUAAGGUUUGUGAAGAGUGUUUGCAUUGUGUCUUCAUUUUACGUGUUUGCAAUCCCCCGCUCCAGGAAGAAUUGAAAUUUGUUUUGUGAGCAUGAAGUGAACAGGCUGUUUUGCUCCAGCCACUUUUCUUGUACAUCCACGUGAAUGGACCAGAUGUCCUCAGGUCUUUUCCAUCUCCAGUUUCUAUGACUGUGGAAUAAAUGUUCAGAUAGAAACUUCA